CAUGCAAGCAUUUCCACCACAAUCCACACUGCUGACUCCCUGCGCCCCUCUUCCUCCCCAAAUCAUCGCUUCCCGCGACCGACUCCAUCCGCAACGGGUCGCAAGCGACGCGACGCUUCGCAGGUUUGCUUCGUGCAUUCCAGUCAUAUCGCGAGAAAAAAAAAAUUUGCGCGCUGCGAUUUGAUUAGGAAAACGAGAGCGAAAUUGAAAACCAAAACGGGAAGGCAAAAUGUCAGGAUUGGACGUGGAGGCCCUCCUCGACUCGACUGCCUCCUCCAAGGAGCAGGGCAGCAAGGCAACCGCUAAUGGCGACUCGCCCCAGAACGGAAGCCGCAGCGAGCAUGAUCGCGACCGCGACCGUGACCGUGACCGCGAUCGUGAGCGCGAUAGAGACCGCGGCCGUGAUCGUAGCCGGGACCGCAGCCGGGGUAGCGACCGAGACCGCGGCCAUCGGCGCCGAGAUCGCAGCAGCGGCCGCCACCGCAACUCGUCGAGCGGCAGGGACACGCCCCGAAGCGAUGCCGGGAGCUACAAGAGUAGGCGGCGGAGCCGGAGCCGUGAUUCUGGCCGACACUCACGUCGUUACAGAACCGACGGGGACUACUACCGCAGCAGCAACCGCGGCCGCGGAGGCCGCUCGCGCUCCCGCUCGCCCACCCGCCACUACCGACCCUAUGGAGAUGAUCGCCGCGACCGCGACGAUCGUAGCUAUCGCCGCCGCGAUGACGACCGCCGCGGCGGCAGACACAGCACCCCACGUGAGCCCUCGCCGACCGGGGACGAGCGCGAUCGCCGCACCGUCUUCGUUCAGCAGCUGGCCGCUCGCCUGCGCACCCGCGAGCUGAAGGAGUUCUUUGAAAAGGUUGGGCCCGUGGCUGAGGCCCAGAUCGUGAAGGACCGUGUUAGCAACCGAUCCAAAGGUGUCGGCUACGUCGAGUUCAAGAAUGAAGAAUCCGUUGCCGCCGCCCUCCAGCUCACUGGCCAGAAACUGCUAGGUAUCCCCGUGAUCGUCCAGCCCACCGAGGCUGAGAAGAACCGCCAGGUGCGCAACACGGAAUCGUCCGGCCACCCCAACUCGGUCCCCUUCCACCGGCUGUACGUGGGCAACAUCCACUUCAGCAUCACCGAGACAGACCUCCAGAACGUCUUCGAGCCCUUCGGCGAGCUCGAGUUCGUGCAGUUGCAGAAAGAUGAUAGCGGCCGUAGCCGAGGCUACGGGUUUGUCCAGUUCCGCGAUGCUGGCCAGGCCCGCGAGGCUCUCGAGAAGAUGAACGGUUUCGACCUUGCCGGUCGUCCGAUCCGUGUUGGUCUUGGAAACGAUAAGUUUACCCCAGAGUCAACUGCCAAUCUGCUGCGGGGAUUCCAAGGCCAGAAUCAACAGUACCAGGGUUCCGCCUUCUCCGGCGCCGGCGGCAGGGGACCUCAGGUGUCCAACUUCGACCGCGCCGGCGGCCGAGACAGCGACAAGGGCACCGGUGCCAGCGCCCUGGAUGACACCGACGUUGCCGGGGUCAACUUUAACAAUUACAGCCGUGACGCCCUCAUGCGGAAGCUGGCAAGAACUGACGAGCCAACCAACGGCCAACCUGAGCGACAGAUCCUCAAGCCCAAGACGGAGACGAAGCCGAUGCCUGUUAAUGUCAGCAUGGCGAGCCGCUGCGUGGUCCUCCACAACAUGUUCGACCCUGCUGAGCAAGAGGGCGAAGACUGGGCCAAGGAGCUCGAAGAGGAGGUCCGGCAAGAGGCCGAGGAGAAGUACGGCCACGUCGUGCAUAUUGCGGUCGAUACCAACUCCCAGGGCGACAUCUAUCUCAAGUUCGACAAGGUCCAGGGUGGAGAGAACGCCAUCAAGGGCCUCAACGGCCGCUACUUCGACGGCCGCAUGAUCUCUGCUGCUCCCGUCGUGGACGCGGUCUACAGCAGUUUGUUCUCUCGCACUAAGGCCAUCUAAGACGCUAAUCACGGCACCUUGCUUGUCUGCAUAGGAAUUCUGCAUGGCUUCCGCAUUGCUGUGUAGGGCGAUCUUCACCCGCCAAUUUCCCGGUCUUACGUCCGCGACUGUCGAUGUUGAGUACUGUAUUGUCGGAUCAAUUCCUCCCGAAAACAGGUUCACGAGCGUCCCGACAUCCCCAGCGCAAGAAUGCCGUUUUUCACCACCGCCAGUCUGGUGGCUCUUUCUCGGGACCUUACCGUCA
Molecule: messenger RNA, 2195 nt
Organism: Thermothielavioides terrestris NRRL 8126
Lineage: Eukaryota; Fungi; Ascomycota; Sordariomycetes; Sordariales; Chaetomiaceae
Exons: 5
Coding region: 230-1951 (573 amino acids)
Biological process (GO): mRNA processing
Cellular component (GO): nucleus
Molecular function (GO): RNA binding
Source: RefSeq, a predicted model, not a curated record